AUGUCACCCACACGCCCUCGCACCCUCAGGAUGUCACCCACACGCCCCGCACCCUCAGGAUGUCACCCACACGCCCCGCACCCUCAGGAUGUCACCCACACGCCCCGCACCCUCAGGAUGUCACCCACACGCCCCGCACCCUCAGGAUGUCACCCACACGCCCCGCACCCUCAGGAUGUCACCCACACGCCCCACACCCUCAGGAUGUCACCCACACGCCCUCACACCUCAGGAUGUCACCGCCCCGCACCCUCAGGAUGUCACGCCCCGCACCCUCAGGAUGUCACCCACGCCCCACACCCAGGAUGUCACCCUCAGGAUGUCCCACACGCCCUCGCACCCUCAGGAUGUCACCCACACGCCCCACACCCUCAGGAUGUCACCCACGCCUCACACCCCUCAGGAUGUCACCCACACCCCGCACCCUCAGGAUGUCACUCACACGCCACACCCUCAGGAUGUCACCACACACACCCACGCCCACACCCUCAGGAUGUCACCCACACGCCCUCGCACCCUCAGGAUGUCACCCACACGCCCCACACCCUCAGGAUGUCACCCACACGCCCUCGCACCCUCAGGAUGUCACCCACACGCCCUCGCACCCUCAGGAUGUCACCCACGCCUCGCACCCUCAGGAUGUCACCCACACGCCCCGCACCCUCAGGAUGUCACCCACACGCCCCGCACCCUCAGGAUGUCACCCACACGCCCGCACCCUCAGGAUGUCACCCACGCCCUCGCACCCUCAGGAUGUCACCCACGCCCCGCACCCUCAGGAUGUUACCCCCCGCACCCUCAGGAUGUCACCCACACGCCCCGCACCCUCAGGAUGUCACCCACACGCCCCGGAUGUCACCCACGCCCCGCACCCUCAGGAUGUCACCCACACGCCCCGCACCCUCAGGAUGUCACCCACACGCCCUCAGCGUCACACCCACACGCCCUCGCACCCAGGAUGUCACCCACACACCCUCAGGAUGUCACCCACACCCCGCACCCUCAGGAUGUCACCCACACGCCCGCACCCUCAGGAUGUCACCCACGCCCCGCACCCUCAGGAUGUCACCCACACGCCCCACACCCUCAGGAUGUCACCCACACGCCCCGCACCCUCAGGAUGUCACCCACACGCCCCGCACCUCAGGAUGUCACCCACACGCCCUCGCACCUCAGGAUGUCACCCACACGCCCCGCACCCUCAGGAUGUCACCCCACACGCCCUCGCACCCUCAGGAUGUCACCCACGCCCCGCACCCUCAGGAUGUCACCCACGCCCCGCACCCUCAGGAUGUCACCCACGCCCUCGCACCCUCAGGAUGUCACCCACGCCCCGCACCCUCAGGAUGUCACCACGCCCCCACCUCAGGAUCACCCCCACCCUCAGGGCCACACCGCACCCUCAGGAUGUCACCCACACGCCCCACCCUCAGGAUGCCACGCCUCGCACCUCAGGAUGUCACCCACACGCCCCGCACCCUCAGGAUGUCCCCGCCCUCGUACCCUCAGGAUGUCACCCACACGCCCUCGCACCCUCAGGAUGUACCCACACGCGCACCUUCAGGUAGAAUGAUCUGCCCUCAACACAGAGACGACCCGACGCCUCAAUUAGGAGUGACCAACGUCAAUUAG
This is a messenger RNA of Homarus americanus (American lobster), 1632 nucleotides long. Its product is annotated as leucine-rich repeat extensin-like protein 5. The transcript has a single exon. NCBI's taxonomy places the organism in Eukaryota, Metazoa, Arthropoda, Malacostraca, Decapoda, Nephropidae. The record is from RefSeq and is a predicted model, not a curated record. The coding region runs from base 1 to 1632 and encodes 543 amino acids.